CCAGAAAUAAAAUGAGAGAGGGACGCAAAAUACGUUAGCACCACCCAUUUUUAUCCUACCAGAGAUUUUGCCAACAUAAUCUUACCUCGUGUAACCUAGUGUUUAACGUUACAGAUAGUAACUACAGAGAUAUUAUAUGGCUUUCCUUAGCAGCUAACCGCGGAAGUCCUGAGGAGAAUUGUGGAUAGCUAGCACUACAACAGAAGUUGACAACUCUUCCAGUUUUCUUCCUGGUUUACUUUUUUUCCAGACUGUGGUCAGCCUCGCAGCCUAAUCUAAAUUGGCAAAUAUGUACCAUCUUGUAAGAAAACUGGUGUUCACGGAUUCAAAUUGCGAUGGUAACGCAACAAAAUCAUACGAAGAGCUGUUUGACAAGCUGGACGCGAAUAAAGAUGGAAAGGUUGACGUUUCAGAACUCAAAGAGGGCCUCGCCGCAAUGGGCAUCGCUUUUGGGAAAGGGGCCGCGCAGAAAAUCGUUUCCUCCGGAGAUCAAGAUAAGGAUGAGGGUCUUGAUUUCAAUGAGUUUUCCAAGUAUCUGAAGGAACACGAGAGGAAACUUAAGCUGACAUUCAAGAGCUUGGAUAAAAAUAACGAUGGACGCAUUGACCUUAUGGAGAUUAAGCAGUCCCUUGCAGAUCUGGGUAUGGUUGUAAGCAAAGAAGAUGCAGAGAAGAUCCUGCAGAGUAUUGAUGUGGAUGGGACCAUGUCUGUGGACUGGAAUGAAUGGAAGGAACAUUUCCUCUUCAACCCAGCCACUAGCCUACAGGAGAUUAUCCGCUACUGGAAACACUCCACGGUGCUGGACAUAGGAGACAGCCUUACCAUCCCCGAUGAGUUCACUGAGGAAGAGAAAACCACAGGUGUGUGGUACAAACAGCUUGCUGCAGGCGCCAUGGCAGGGGCGGUGUCUCGCACAGGGACCGCUCCCCUGGACCGGAUGAAGGUGUUCAUGCAGGUGCAUUCUUCGAAAUCCAACAAGAUCAGCCUGGUGGGAGGAUUCAAACAGAUGAUUAAAGAAGGGGGGAUCGCCUCCAUGUGGAGGGGUAACGGUGUCAAUGUCCUGAAAAUUGCACCUGAGACAGCCAUUAAGUUUAUGGCCUAUGAGCAGUACAAGAAGUUGCUCUCCUCGGACGGAGGAAAGAUCCAGACCCAUGAGAGGUUCAUGGCGGGAUCACUGGCUGGGGCUACUGCCCAGACAGCCAUAUACCCCAUGGAGGUGAUGAAGACAAGGCUCACACUGAGAAAGACUGGACAAUACUCCGGAAUGUUUGACUGUGCCAAGAAAAUCCUGAAAAAGGAAGGCGUUAAGGCUUUCUACAAAGGCUACAUUCCCAACAUCCUGGGAAUCAUCCCCUAUGCCGGGAUAGAUCUGGCUGUGUAUGAGAGCUUGAAAAAUGCCUGGUUGUCCCGUUACGCCAAAGACACAGCCAACCCUGGGAUUCUGGUUCUCCUGGGCUGUGGGACCCUCUCCAGCACCUGUGGACAGCUGGCCAGCUACCCUCUCGCUCUGAUCCGAACUAGGAUGCAGGCACAAGCGUCCAUGGAGGGCUCGGAGCAGAUGUCCAUGAACCGCCUGGUAAGGACCAUCGUGGAGAAAGAGGGAUUCUUUGGACUCUACAGUGGAAUCCUACCCAACUUCAUGAAAGUCAUCCCAGCAGUUAGCAUCAGCUACGUGGUGUAUGAGUAUAUGAAGACUGGUCUCGGCAUAUCUAAGUGAGGAACAGAGAAAUAGUGUAUAUCCUUGUGUGUAAACAUGAAGAUGCAGUCAAAUUAUUUUGAGUGAUUAAUUCCCUUUUUUUUUUGAGGAACUGUUUGCGAGGUUGAAACAUGUUUACUGUACCUAUACGGAAAUCUAAGUCUUGACUACAACCAGGUGCGACAGUGUUGCCUAGGAUACACUAUUGAAGGAACAAAUCUGUUUUUCAGUACAACCAAAUAGUCUAUUCUCAAGGCCAAGACUUUCAGAGUGGUCAGUUUCCUUUAGUGUACCAAGUUAGUUGUAAAAUAUGGCUGUUGUUAAUGGUGAAUCUUUUUACAUAGAAAUCUGCACAAAUGCAAUGUGUAAACACCAAAAAAGAUGUCCUUUGUAGGACUUCUUGAUUUCUAAAUGAGGGUGCUGACUUACUCAAAUACUUCUAAUAUUCACAGGAUGUGGUUGUGAAAGUAUAUGGUUUAUUUUGCACGUGGCUGAUGAGAAUGAUGUGCCUUUUACAAUUUGUUCAGAUCUCUAUGAACUCUUCCACCCAUCCAGUCUUGCCUUUUUUCAAAGUUUUGUUGAAUUAGAUAUUCCUGUUUACAAUAAAAGUAUUUUAUU
Messenger RNA from Osmerus eperlanus (European smelt), 2314 nucleotides. RefSeq names its product solute carrier family 25 member 24 (gene slc25a24). The transcript has 10 exons. Gene Ontology annotation, cellular component: mitochondrial inner membrane. Bases 290 to 1717 code for a protein of 475 amino acids. Gene Ontology annotation, molecular function: calcium ion binding; ATP transmembrane transporter activity. Gene Ontology annotation, biological process: ADP transport; ATP transport; transmembrane transport. NCBI's taxonomy places the organism in Eukaryota, Metazoa, Chordata, Actinopteri, Osmeriformes, Osmeridae. The record is from RefSeq and is a predicted model, not a curated record.